Messenger RNA from Triticum aestivum (bread wheat), 1724 nucleotides. RefSeq lists its product as uncharacterized. The transcript has 2 exons. The coding region runs from base 281 to 922 and encodes 213 amino acids. NCBI's taxonomy places the organism in Eukaryota, Viridiplantae, Streptophyta, Magnoliopsida, Poales, Poaceae. The record is from RefSeq and is a predicted model, not a curated record. Gene Ontology annotation, molecular function: protein binding.
UGUUAGCGAUCUUCGAUGCAGCGACCACCGUCAGCUUCGUCGAGCUCGCCUGCGGCUGCGGGGCAAAUGGUGGACAACGGACGGCGGUGGAAGCGGGAUCGCCGGAUUAGAGCGCUAAGCGCGAUUAGUGACGUCGCGCUCGCCGCUUGGCCACCAAACAAAGCACACGCACUGCCUCGGGACGCCGCGCACGCCCUCACUCACUCACUCGGCCCCAAACCCUAGCGACCCACCCCCUUCCUCCCUCCCCGGCGGCGGUCGAUCGGCCGCCCCGCCCGCCAUGUCCUCGCCGGCGCCGCACCUCGUCGACGAGAUCCUGGAGGAGAUCUUCCUCCGCCUGCCCACCCCGGCCGCGCUCGCCCGCGCCUCCACCGCCUGCCCCCGUUUCCGCCGCAUCGUCACCGGCCGCUCCUUUCUCCGCCACUAUCGCAAACGCCAUCCGCCGCCGCUCCUCGGAUUCGUCGACGAGAGCGGAUUCCACCCCGCCCAGGAACCCCACCCCUCCGCCCCGCUCGCCCGUGCCCUCGCCGACGCUGCCGAUUUCACCUACUCCUUCGUCCCCAAGCCCAGCAUGGGGCGCUGGAGACCGCGGGACGCCCGUGAUGGCCGCGUCGUUCUCCAGGCCGAUAGCUUUUGUUGGAACAGCAACCUCGCGGUAUGUGAUCCACUAUCACGGCGUCACCUGCUGCUUCCGCCCAUACCGGAUGAGCUGGCUGCUGUCGGGGGAAAGCGCCCUGUUGAAAUCGUGCCCAUCCUAGCUCCCAUUGGCGAGGAGGACGAUGAUGAGACCUCGUUCAAGGUAAUAUGCUUUGCAGACUAUCAAACCAACCUGGUGACGUUUGUCUUCUCGUCCCUCACGGGGCAAUGGUGUAUAGCUGCAUCGCGGACCUUCCAGACGGUUCAACCAAUUUGUGCUAUUUAGGGUGCCGUGGCUUGUCAUGUUUCGACUACGUGCGCGGAUGCUUCUACUCGGCGUCACCUUGGAUGGACAAGUUACUGGUGCUGGACAUUCGAAGAAUGGAAUUUUCUACAGUCAACGAUCGCACUGGCUACCAUAUGCAUCUCAGAUGUCUGCCUGGCCAGGCAGACAAAGUUCUUGCCAGAAAUGGUAUGCCAUCCAGAAGACGGUCUGGUCAGACCAGAAGUCUGCCCCACAUUGUAGUGGGCAAAGAAGGAACCAUUGAGAUGUUUUCUCUUGUUGGUGAUCACAGCCCAAAUGGCUCGUUUGAUCUCUAUCAUACUACUCAGCAAAAUAACUCUGAAUCUCCCAAGGAAUGGCAGCUGGAGAACAUUAUACAGUUGCCUGGCCAGUAUGAUUAUUUCACCUCGGGCGCGGCUGAGGGAUUCUUAUUCCUUGGAGCCACUACAGAAGAUCAGCUGGACAUUGAUGAAGACUCGCCGGUGUGGUUGUCGAGGACUGAUUGGGAUGUAGACUAUUUUUCUCUGGAUGUCAAGACUUCUGAGCUUGUAAAGGUCUGUAGGAGGAAGAGGGAAUUCUUCCAUUAUGAAGAUGUUUACUAUUACUUUGGCUUCCCUCCAUCGUUAUCAAAGCCGACCGUAUGAAGUAGGGUGAACUCGCUUUCCUUUUGUGGUUUCUCAUUCGGGUCUUCGGGCCAUUCAUCUAACGCCUUUGAGGAGUAUUGGAGGAUGGUGUUGCGAAUGUGCUGGCUAGAUAUUUUACUAGUGCCUUUGUGUUCGUAAUUACUCCCUCUGGAAACUAAUAU